UGGCGGGCGUUCGUGUCAGUCUCCAGCAGAGACGGGGAAACCAGACCUUCUAUUCAGUAGGACAGGAACCAGGAAACUCAAAGAGCUCAUGCAAGUUUUGUGGAGGGGGUGGGGUUUCACUCAGGAGACACACACACUUGCAAAGAAAAAAAAUGCAGCACUACGGCUACAGAAGCAGACUCCGACCCUGCGCUCAGACCAGAAAACUACUCCAGAACUUCAACAUGAGCGGCCAGAUCCGUUUAGAUACCAAUCUGGAAAAAGCUCAAGCAAUGAAGAAUGAAGACAAGGUCUUCAGGUACAAUGGGAUUCUCUACCCCAUCCUCAGGAGCCCAGAGGAGAAUUUGAAGGCCCUUGUGAAUAUCGAAGCCAGAACUGAUGACAUCAUGCUUGUGGCCUUCCCCAAAUGUGGCUUCAAUUGGAUGCUUGGGGUUCUGAAGAAGAUUGUAGCUGCUGUCAAAGGAACAGAAAGUCAGAUAAAGAUGCACCCACUGAUUGAGUUUCUCGACCCAGCUAAGCAACAGAUGCUGGCUGACUUACCAUCUCCCAGAAUCCUCGGGACACACUUGCAACCCCAGAACAUGCCCUCUUCUUUUUUCGCCAGGAAAACCAAGAUCGUGGUUAUGUUCCGGAACCCUAAAGAUACAGCCGUCUCCUACUUUCAUUUCACCAACAACAACCCAGUGCUGCAGACCGCUGAGUCCUGGGACAAGUUCUACUCAGACUUCAUACAAGGAGAAGUACCUUGGGGUUCUUACUUUGACUGCGCCCUGGCAUGGGAGGAGCAUAUCGACGACCCCAAUGUUUUGGUUAUGACCUUUGAGGACAUGAAGCAGAACAUGUGCCAAGGGAUAGAGCAGAUUGCCCAGUUCUAUGGCUACAGCUUGACUGAGGAGCAGGUCCAGAGCGUCGCCAAGGCAAGUGGUUUCGACACAAUGAAGGAGAGCUCCAAGAGCAUGUUUGGACAAAUGACCGACGUUAUAUUCAGGAAAGGCGAGGUGGGAGACUGGAAGAACCUCUUCACUGUGGACCAGAGCCAGGAGAUGGAUGCUGCUUUCGAGAAGCACCUGGCUGGGACCAAGCUGGGCGCCAAGUUGAAGUACGAUGUGUACUGCAAGUAGGCUGUGAUGGCCAAACGGAGACAGGAGCGGGACAUGCAGGAGCGGGGACAUGCAGUGCAGGAGCGGGGACAUACAGUGCAGGAGCGGGACAUACAGUACAGGAGCGGGGACAUGCAGUGCAGGAGCGGGAUAUACAGUACAGGAGCGGGACAUACAGGAACAUGUAUUCUGAACCUCAUGUACACAAACCUCAUAUACUAAUAGUAAAUGAUUUUAGGUUAGAAGUGAUACUUCUGUAUAGGGUGGGUUUCUUUAUAAAUUCUUCAAAUGUACUAUAUAAAAUUGUUGCUUUUUUAUUAACAUGUUAAAAUGUUAAAAUUUGCCUUGAUUGAA
Messenger RNA from Paramormyrops kingsleyae, 1454 nucleotides. Lineage: Eukaryota; Metazoa; Chordata; Actinopteri; Osteoglossiformes; Mormyridae. The record is from RefSeq and is a predicted model, not a curated record.